CAGUGUAUAUAGGCUGAGUUUAUGCACAGAACUUAAAUUUGUAUUGUGAAACUUUUAGUUUUACAUGUUGUGUUUGUAAAGUGUUCUCAACGUUUCACGUGUCAAAAGAAACACGUUUGUCCUAAAACAUGACGUGUAAUAACCCGUGCAGUAAACACGUCAUGUAGCUUCAUCCUGUCUUCUCUGUCCACAGUGAAGGAUGAACGAGCUCUCYUUCAGUGAGCUUUGCUGCCUGUUCUGCUGCCCACCUUGUCCGAGCCGCAUCGCAGCCAAGCUCGCCUUCUUGCCCCCUGAGCCCACCUACGCCCUCCUGCCCGACCCCGAAGCAGGACCCGCCGCCGCGGGCUCAACGGGGACGUCGAGCUUGCGGUCCAGGAGYGGCGCUUCGGUUUCGGGAAGUGGAGGUUCUGGGGGCGUGGAGGGGAGAUGGAAGCUCCACCUGACGGAGCGAGCGGAGUUUCAGUACUCUCAGAGAGAGCUGGACACGAUGGAGGUGUUCCUCACUCGCUCCAGCAGAGGCAACAGAGUCGGCUGCAUGUACAUCCGCUGCGCACCCAGUGCCAGAUUUACCGUGCUUUUCUCCCAUGGAAACGCCGUCGACCUGGGCCAGAUGAGUAGUUUCUACAUUGGCCUCGGCACUCGCAUCAACUGCAACAUUUUCUCCUACGACUACUCGGGCUACGGUGUCAGCACCGGGAAGCCCACGGAGAAGAACCUGUACGCAGACAUAGAUGCUGCCUGGCACGCUCUGCGCACGAGGUUUUGUAUCAGUCCUGAGAACAUUAUCCUGUAUGGACAGAGCAUCGGUACCGUACCCACCGUGGACCUGGCRUCACGGUACGAGUGUGCCGCCGUGGUUCUUCACUCACCUUUAACAUCUGGUAUGAGAGUGGCCUUUCCUGAAACAAAGAAGACCUACUGCUUUGAUGCUUUCCCCAACAUCGAGAAAGUGUCAAAAAUCACGUCUCCGGUGCUCAUCAUCCACGGGACAGAGGAUGAGGUGAUUGACUUCUCUCACGGCUUGGCCCUGUUCGAGCGCUGCCCAAAGGCGGUGGAGCCUCUGUGGGUGGAGGGGGCGGGGCACAACGACGUGGAGCURUACAGCCAGUAUCUGGACCGUCUGCGGCGGUUCAUCGGACAGGAGCUGGCAGUACAACACGCCUGACCUUCAACAAGUUCCACCGGUAUUAUCUUAACUGCCUUUAUCUCCCCCCCCCUCCUCCACCUCUCUACGUCAAAAAUAGAAGCCCAAAUAUUUAAAUCGCUCUUCAACUGACCACGACUUCCUGGAGCGAAGGGUCACACCGUUUCAGACGUCUUUAACGGCUCACUGGAGAAGAAAUCCUGUGAGCAGAAAGACUUUAAGCUACAACUAACGUUUCUGAACAUCACACCAAGUGUGUCUAUUUUGUGCAAUAACAUGGAGAGCUUCCACAGGAAAAAGGCUUUUAUUGAUACGAAAAAAUGACAACUUGUCUGAAAAAGUGAUAAAUUAUGGAGAAGAACCACGUUUCUUUUAGAUACUUCUAUGUUUGUAACUUUAAUAUCUACAAACUAAAGUUGUCAAAAUAAUGUUGAAGCACUUUAAUUAGAGAAGUCUGUGCUCAAAAAUGGAAAAUAUGAUUUUCUGCAAAUAUGAAAAAAAAAAUCUGUUUCUGAUUUUUUUUAGUUGAAUCACAACCGCUACAAUCAAGUGGAAACCUUUUAGGAUCAUUAAGAAGAAUUUCAUACGUUGAUUUAAAGCUGUAGUUUCUGAUGGGGUGGUUUGGUGUUGGACUGCAUUAUUCUGGUCUAAUAUAGUGUUUUUCUUCUGUACGUACUGUGGGAGUGGGAUAAAACUGGUGGCUGGUUGGAAAAAGAAAAUGGAUGUGGGUUUUAGUUUUUACUGUUGAAAUGUUUUACUCAGGUAACAGUUUUACACAUCAGGGUAGGCGUUUUAGAGCUCGACRGCUCAUAAAAAUCUUUAUUAUAGACUCCAUGUCUGGGUUUUCUGGUUUCCAAUUUGAACCAAGUAAUAAUUAAGGUACGAAUGAGUUUUUGGAGCAUCGAGCUUCCUGUCGUCUUUGAAAUACRUUUAUAUACUAGAAGUUUAAUCCCUCUUGUUUCUGUUUUAAAGAUUUUUGUUUUUGUCGACCAUCUUCCUGUUUUAUUAGUGAGAGACAACACUAAAAUCUACUCGAGCCUUAGUUGUCUACUUUCUAGUCUUUUUGAUACAAAUACUGCUUAUAUUAACUUCAAACUAAAUUUUAACCAAGUCUCACUUUUGUUCAGAUAAAUAAAUAAGAAGUUUGAACUGAAA
Messenger RNA from Austrofundulus limnaeus, 2299 nucleotides. RefSeq names its product abhydrolase domain containing 17A, depalmitoylase b (gene abhd17ab). Gene Ontology annotation, cellular component: endosome membrane; plasma membrane. Gene Ontology annotation, biological process: regulation of postsynapse organization; protein depalmitoylation. Gene Ontology annotation, molecular function: palmitoyl-(protein) hydrolase activity. The record is from RefSeq and is a predicted model, not a curated record. Lineage: Eukaryota; Metazoa; Chordata; Actinopteri; Cyprinodontiformes; Rivulidae.